Durusdinium trenchii is the source of this 1055-nucleotide messenger RNA. The record is from the annotation of a GenBank genome assembly. Lineage: Eukaryota; Dinophyceae; Suessiales; Symbiodiniaceae.
UGUUGAUUUGAGCAUUUCUUUGACUCAAUUCUUGAUCCUUGUGAUGCCAUGGGUGCUGAGAGUGACUUCUACACUGUGCUUGAACUGGGCAAGGACGCAUCCUUCGAGGAAGUCCGGCGGGCGUACUUGAAGAUGGCCCUGAUGCCUGGCAGACGUGGGGCGAGGGGAGGAAAGGCAGAGUGAUAAUCGAGACGAGACUGGAGGAACGAAUCAUGCACCAAAACGAGAAAGCUGCGAGCGAAAAUUGCUCUUUGGAAGUGACUCCCAGUUUUGUGAAGGAGGAUGGAGGCCUUGCUGAGGGAAAAAACCAUUCGGUCUUAAAAAGGUACAGGUUUAUGGGCCCUAUCUCACCGGACUCGGGGUGCGGCAUUGCCUCGAUGGGGCUGAGCCAACGGGGAGCUAACACUUCACCUUCCCCCACAAUAGGGCCCAACCAGCACUGUUUCUACUGAGUUGGUCAGUUUGGAAGAGACAUGAAGAGACCCAAAAGAUGUCAAGAUGGCCAGAAAUUGUUUGCCAGUUUGCCCCUUCUUGGAUUUGGGCCCAGAGGCUGCUCCAGGUGGCCAUUGCUUUGAGUCAUGAGCCAGCAAACAGAUUUACUGAAAAUGACUCCAACCUACGACCGAACGAAGUGAUUCGCCCCGAUGACGUCGCACUGGCUCCAGAACAGGAAAUGGCACCCCGACAAGAAUCCUAUGCAUCCGGACGUGGCGGAGCAGAUGUUCAAGCGAGUGGCCCAAGCCUACAAGGUGCUGGGUGACCCCGUGCUGCGGCGCCGCUACGACGGCGGCGGUGAGCGUGGUCUCGGAGAGGAGUGGUGGCCGAAAGAUCCAGAAGCCAGCAAAGAUAUGGCCUAUCAGUUCUUUAUCCACCGAGUGCCCGGGCAUUCUCUCAGAGACGGCUUCAGCGAGGCCAAGCUCCGAGAGAUCUUCCCAAACCUCUUCGGCCGCGGCAGUGGUGAAACGCUGCAAGAGGUGCCUCACCGCAGCCGGAUGUCCCUCUCCUCACUGUGAGGGCCGUGCUGCGCCACGAUCAAUGGUGGGUUUUGGGUGAAA